AUGGCUGAAGAGAUUCGUACCAUGAUUAUUGGAACAAGUUCCGCAUUUCGCGCAAACGUUCUGCGAGAGCAUUUUGGUGACAGGUUCCGAAAUUUCGUCCUGCUCCCGCCUGAUAUUGAUGAAAAGGCUUAUCGUGCAGCUGAUCCGUUUGAACUGACGGAGUCAAUUGCACGCGCAAAGAUGAAAGCUGUAUUGGAGAAGGCACGCCAGCAUUCUCCACCCAUAAGCGGCCCCGCAAUAGCUUUAACGUUUGAUCAAGUUGUUGUAAAGGGUGAUGAGGUGCGUGAAAAGCCGUUGUCAACCGAACAGUGCAGGAGCUUCAUUGCUUCCUAUUCCGGUGGAGGCGUUCGAACGGUGGCGACGUAUGCCCUUUGUGUGGUGGGAACUGAAAAUGUGCUGGUGGCCCAUAACGAAACAGAGACGUUUUUUUCUAAAUUCGGUGACGACAUUGUCGAACGCACGCUUGAGCGUGGUGCAUGCAUGAACUCAGCGGGAGGUCUUGUUGUGGAAGACGAGGAUAUGAGCCGCCACGUCGUGCGCAUUGUUGGCACGAGCUAUGGUGUUCGCGGCAUGGAGCCAGCUGUGGUUGAAAAACUACUUAGCCAACUAUGA
Messenger RNA from Trypanosoma brucei brucei TREU927, 612 nucleotides. RefSeq names its product MAF-like septum formation protein. The transcript has a single exon. NCBI's taxonomy places the organism in Eukaryota, Euglenozoa, Kinetoplastea, Trypanosomatida, Trypanosomatidae. The coding region runs from base 1 to 612 and encodes 203 amino acids. The record is from RefSeq and is a predicted model, not a curated record. Gene Ontology annotation, molecular function: nucleoside triphosphate diphosphatase activity.